This is a messenger RNA of Rosa chinensis, 1867 nucleotides long. Its product is annotated as CBL-interacting serine/threonine-protein kinase 8. Bases 208 to 1548 code for a protein of 446 amino acids. The transcript has 14 exons. Gene Ontology annotation, molecular function: protein kinase activity; ATP binding. The record is from RefSeq and is a predicted model, not a curated record. Lineage: Eukaryota; Viridiplantae; Streptophyta; Magnoliopsida; Rosales; Rosaceae. Gene Ontology annotation, biological process: protein phosphorylation; signal transduction.
UUUUUGAAAAUUCAAACCAUCCUUCUCACAAGUCACAACCAGGACCCUUUUGGUGUUACUUCUUUUUUGCUGUCUGAAUCAGAUAAGAAACCACUUAUGUACAUUUGGGCAUAAAGUGUUACGUCGAAAGUUGAAGUCUUUAGCUGCUUUUGGUUUGUUUUAUAUAAGAGGGAAAUGCUCCCAAGCUGAGAUUUUGAGAGACGAAAAAUGGUGGUCAGGAAAGUGGGUAAGUAUGAAAUUGGGAGGACGAUCGGCGAAGGAACCUUUGCGAAGGUGAAGUUUGCUCAGAACACUGAGACAGGUGAGAGUGUGGCCAUGAAGAUAAUCGAUCGGAGUUCCAUCAUCAAGCACAAGAUGGUCGACCAGAUCAAGAGGGAGAUAUCAAUAAUGAAGCUUGUGAGGCAUCCCUAUGUAGUUCGUUUGCACGAGGUUCUAGCGAGUCGGACCAAGAUUUAUAUAAUAUUGGAGUUCAUUACGGGUGGUGAAUUGUUUGAUAAAAUCGUUCAUCAUGGACGUCUUAGCGAAGCUGAAGCCAGGAGAUUCUUCCAACAGCUUGUUGAUGGAGUGGAUUAUUGCCACAGCAAGGGAGUGUAUCAUAGAGAUUUAAAGCCGGAAAAUCUUUUGCUUGAUUCUCUUGGAAAUUUAAGAAUUUCAGAUUUCGGGCUGAGUGCAUUGCCUGAACAAGGAGUCAGCCUCCUUCGCACAACUUGUGGGACCCCUAACUAUGUUGCACCUGAGGUCCUCAGUCACAAGGGUUAUGAUGGUGCCGUGGCAGAUGUUUGGUCCUGUGGGGUCAUCCUUUAUGUUCUCAUGGCUGGAUAUCUUCCAUUUGAUGAGCUUGACCUGACCACACUAUAUAGUAAGAUUGAGAAAGCACAGUUCUCAUGCCCAACUUGGUUUCCAGUGGGAGCAAAAUCCUUGAUUCAUAGCAUUCUGGAUCCAAAUCCUGCAACUCGUAUUACGAUUGAACAGAUCAGAAAUGAUGAGUGGUUUCAGAAAAAUUAUGUUGCUCCCAAAAUAUUAGAAUAUGAAGAUGUAAAUCUGGAUGAUGUAAAUGCUGUCUUCGAUGAGACCGAGGAACAAAGGGAUAGCGAGCACCAGAGCAAUGAGGACAUGAGUCCUUUAGUUCUUAAUGCAUUUGACUUGAUCAUCUUAUCUCAAGGCCUAAACCUUUCAACAAUGUUUGACCGUGGCAAGGAUUGUAUGAAGUAUCAGACACGCUUUGUCUCACAAAAGCCAGCAAAGGUCGUACUAUCAAGUAUGGAAGUUGUUGCCCAAUCAAUGGGUUUCAAGACACACAUUCGUAACUAUAAGAUGCGAGUGGAGGGUCUUUCGGCAAAUAAAACUUCUCAUUUCUCCAUUAUUCUCGAAAUCUUUGAACUCGCUCCAACCUAUUACAUGGUAGACAUUCAGAAAGCUGCUGGAGAUGCUAGUGAAUUCCUCAAGUUUUACAAGAACUUUUGUAGCAAUCUUGAGGAUAUCAUUUGGAAACCGCCUACUGAAUCUAGCAAAUCGAAAAUCAGCAGGAGUAAAAGUAAAAAGCAUUGAUUUCUUACACAACAUCAUUUGCUUUCACUCCACGGUCAUUGCUCGACUUGUACUCGACAACGCUUUUGGAGGCAUGGCAUUAAGUUGAGGUUCUAAUCCGUAUACCUAUCUUGAUACUACUGUCCUUGUAAAAUAGGAUCCAGGAGAAAGAAAUACUAGGAAGAGACUUUAUUUUGGUUUUCUAGUGUAAGUUUGUAUCGAGUUGAUGUGUUGUCUUGCGGUCUUAGUGCUAUUUGUACAAGCUGACAGUUCUUUAUCGGAUUCAAGAAAUGUAGCUACACAGUUGACCAAUGAAAAUUACCCAAUUAGGGGUUUUAUA